AUGCUUUGCAAAGUGUGUGAUCGUUUGAAUGUAACCGACCUGCUCGAGCAGGCAAAGGCCAAUAGUGGUAAGCCCUCUUAUUCCGAUGACUACCGGACUUUCGAGCAUCACAAAAGAUACGAUGAUCUCCCUCGUCCGGAUGUGAGCUUUGUCUACUUCUUCAACGGCAAUGCGAGGAAGAAAGAAUCGAGGCAUCUGGGCAAGGUAUUCUUAGAUCAGUUACACUGGAACAAAAAAUUUCGAGUCAUGGAGGCGACGGAGAAUAGGCACAUGGACUUGCGAGUAGAAAUUGAGACUUCAGAUCUGUAUUGUGACCAACCGUUCGAGAAAGAAAAGGUUUUUAAUCAUUUGACAUUCAGACAUUACAAUGAGAGUUGGAAGUGGAAUUUUGAUUACUAUACUAAGAUGGUUUGCAUUCUUCAGACACCGAAAGAUCAACCUAAAUUUAUCGACGAUAUUCGAAUAGGUCAGUUUAUCGUUGACGAGGAUUUGGCAUCAGAUGCAAAUUUUGACAUUGCACGAGGCUGGAUGAAUACCUGCAUUGUUGAACAUUCUGAAUCAAAAUGUCCUUCUUUUGAAGACAAAGUCUUACCUUCUAGAGUGAUUGAUGUUGGUUUGGAAGACACAAAUCCAUCUCUUUUUGUGACAAACGGUCUUGGGGGCAAAUGGAUCGCACUGAGUCAUUGUUGGGGGGGUCGAAUUGAGACCGUUUUAACAACAUCGAAUCUGCAAUCGCUCCAAAAAGAGAUCAAAAUGACAAACUUACCAGCUAAUUUCAGAGACGCAAUUUUGAUCACUCGCGGGCUCAGCUUUCAAUAUUUGUGGAUCGAUUCCUUAUGUAUCAUUCAAGACUCCAUACACGAUUGGUCGACUGAAUCAACAAAGAUGGGAGACAUAUAUCGAAACUCUGUCCUAACUAUCGGAGCAGCAGCAGUACACAAAGCUGCCGAUGGUAUACUUCACACUCGAUCACAAAUAUCUCACGAGAUGAAGCCUAAACUUAAACUAUCAAAAGACAGUGGAUUCGACGACGUUGUAGAAAUUGCUACCUCCAUCUUGGAGCCUGAAAAUCUCGCCAGAUUGUUUAAAUCUGGACCUCUGCAAUCUCGGGCCUGGGCAUUACAAGAGAGAAUACUUUCACCUCGAAUACUGUGGUAUGGUCGCAGACAAAUCUAUUGGCAAUGCCCAUGUGGAUUUCAAUCUGCGAACGGCAUGCCAUCAGAUGGCAGCAGCGAUUUUCCCUUGAGCAAGAACUACAUCUAUCCUGUAUUUACUCGAAGACUUGUUCUUAACCAGAAUUACAAUGAUGAGUUCACGAGAUUCUCUGAAGAAGAACUGCUAGAAAUAAAUCGCGAGUAUCAAUUCAUGGUUGAGGAUUACUGUAACCGAAAUCUGACUUACCCAAACGAUAAACUCCCAGCUUUUUCCGGCAUUGCAGCACUACUCCAUAAAGGAGUUGGAGGACAUUACUUAGCUGGAAUAUGGAGUAAAUUUUUCCAGAAAAAUUUGCUAUGGUAUGGAAUCUCUAGUUGGUCAGAUACAGUGCCUCAUAUAAAGCAGUACCGAGCACCAUCAUGGUCCUGGGCUGCUGUGGGUGAAGGAACUUCUAUAUUUUAUUACGAUUCAAUUCGCUUUACAUCUACCUCUUAUGGUCCUAUUCUUUUAUCACAUCACAUCGAACUUGCUAGCGAGAAUCCUUAUGGCGCUGUCAGAUACGCCCAUAUUAUUGUUGACACGCUUACGCUGAAGUUGAUUCACCUAGGUGAAUACAUGAAUCCCUCUAACAAAACCGGGUUCUCCUUAACAUUACAUUGGUUUGGGGAUACGGAACUGAGUUUGUUAUCUCCCCAAACGCUUCCCGAGUCCCCCCCCGGAAUUCCUCUCGAGAAACAGGGCGAGAUAGAAACACCAAGCGAGGGAUCUGCAGCCUCCACAACUGCCGAAACAAGUCUUGAACAUGCAAAGCUGCGAACUGCUCACAUUGUCCGCUGGGAUGAAGGUUACCCCGAUUGGUUGGCUGUUUCUCCGCUGAAGUGUAAAAUCAUGUUUGUAGUGGAAGAGAAGCGACCGGAGAAGUACGAAUAUGCACCCAUGGUGGAAUUUGAAUCGUGUUUAAAAUGUCUGAUCUUGCAAGAAGAUCCCGAAGAUACAAAGGUGUGUAGACGUAUAGGACAAAUGGAGCUGAAAUUCUUCUACGAAAAGACAGAAAAGCCGGAUUUGGAUGCAUGGCUGGCUUCAGAUCGGUGGGAAAGAGAGACCCUAAAGUUGAUUUGAACUGGAAGUUGACAGAGGAGGAGCAUGCAAUUUUCUAGCAGUUUCACUGAAAUUAUGAACAAAGGUUUGUCUACGUCUGGUAGAUGGACCGAAUUUUUCUUAGCGAAUCACAAUGUAUCGCAGUAAAACUUCUUCUAUUUUAUGAGCUAUGGGUGGUUAGCGUGGAGGAGGGGGAGUAUGAAAAGUUACACGGGAUUUUCAAACUCGGAGCAACAUGACUUUA
Botrytis sinoallii is the source of this 2497-nucleotide messenger RNA. RefSeq lists its product as uncharacterized. The record is from RefSeq and is a predicted model, not a curated record. NCBI's taxonomy places the organism in Eukaryota, Fungi, Ascomycota, Leotiomycetes, Helotiales, Sclerotiniaceae. The transcript has 3 exons. The coding region runs from base 1 to 2274 and encodes 757 amino acids.